CCAACGUCGCUCUAUUUGAACGACCGUGACAUUUGUGUAUUCCUUGGCCUGGCACUGUGUGUCGCCGUUCAUACUUGUCUCUCCUCCUCACCUCUAAGGUCCCUUCUUCGCUCUCCUCCAUCAUGUGUCUGCCCACUGCCAUGCUGAAACUCGCCCAUAGAACAGAGGCUCCUCAUCCCUAUAGCAAGAACACUACGCACAAGAGACACCUCCAACCCAUCGACGAAGAACAGCCAUCACACCUUCCCAGCAGCCGGACUUUGAGCAACAUGAGCGUACUCGCCCCACCUCCUGCUCCUACCCGUAGAUUCAACUUGCUCGCCAAAUCAAACACACGUAAUGAACUGGACGACUUUCUGACAUCCGAGGUUGAUGUGGACCUUGACCUUGAACUAUCCUUCGCCUCCUCUAUGUCACUCAACUCGCCCGUUCGCGACCCGCUCGAGCUUGCUGAUGAGGAGGACAUGUCUACAUAUACUCCAAUGGACGUGUCUCCCGCGCUGCCACUCGCUGUGCCCUCCACCGCAAAGCCAAUUCGACAGCCUGUCUUCAUCCGUCCGCACGCAUUCACCACGAAUGCCAGACUUUUUGGGAAGGACAUGAGCAAUAACUCCGCCUCCAGUGUGCAUUCAUUGGGAAAAUCUCUGGAUACGAGUGGUGUAGGCAAGCCGCCUCAACGCCCUGCGCUCCCAAUGGAGUGGACGAGCCCUGGUCAUAACGAACGUGCCCUUGAGAAUAUGCCAUCUUCCCCAGCGACCUCGGAUGUAAUGGAUAUCGACAACUCAUUCGACGUUGAUUCGUCCUUCAACAUCCCGAUGGCAUCGUCCGCUCCGCAGGACGAGAGCCCGCUCGCGACCGAACCGACCAUCACCUCGUUCCGCGAUGAAGACAACCUGCUGUCCACCAUACCUAUUGUCCCACAUAAAACAGCAUCUACGUUCCAGGACUUCUUCUACGAUGCGGAAACUCCAUCGAGCGAUAGGCCAGCAGGAAUUGCGAGCCUGCCCCAUGAACAUGACCUUCCCCAAGUCAACGAGAGUGAUCUAUCCGACAUGAACGACACUCCGUGCCCGCCGCAGCCGAAGAGGCAGAACUCCGGCGAGCUUGGUCUUUCAUUGGCCCGCCGAGUCCAACAAAGGCUCCUCGAAGAAGCAGCCACUCUGGAAUCUUCGCCUGCUCCCUCGUCGCCAAUGGCGCGGAAGGCUGAGCGCAUCGCCAAACUUCCGCCUUUGAAGCCUAUGCUCGGAAGCCUCGGCGCGCCGCUGCAACUGGGUUCGAAGGACAGGAGGAUGAGGCGUCCCACUCUUAGCAUCAUUGGUCUGCCUGGUGAGAAGCCGAUCCUGCAAGCCCGUUCCGCAUAUCCCACGACGGGCGACGAUACGGAGCCAGAAGAGGAACCCGCUCCUGUGCAUCCUCAGAAAAGGCUGCCCGCAGUACGUCGGGCGUACUCUGCCAUGCUGCCGCCGCCGACUAUGGAAUCGUCAUUAGACUCUGAAGACGGGAUAUUCGACAGUGAGGGCCCGGAUGUGAGCUCUCCUGCUCAGUCGUAUGCGAGACGGCAGCGCGGCAAGGCCGUCCGGAAGGACGAUUUCCAGCCGUUAUUGAAGACUGGGAAGCUCGGGGAAGAUAGCGACUUACUGUUUGCAGCGGAAAGGGAGACGCCAAGGAGUAAGUAUUUGAACUCUGGUUCUAAGAUUGGCGGCUUCGGCGACAAUGAGGCUUCUGGCAAGAUCUUGCCUUGCCACCGCGUCCGAGAAGACGGAUUGAUGCGCAUUACAAGUAAGACUUUGGAUGAUCUUCUAGACGGUGCUUACGACUCUCAGCUUGCUUCUCACCGCAUCAUCGACUGCCGUUUCGAUUAUGAAUACAAUGGCGGACACAUUCUUGGCGCCAUCAAUAUCAACACUACUGCAGGAAUUGAAGAAUUCUUUUUCAGGGAUGAUUCCUCCAAACCCAUCCCUUCCAUCAGCGGCGACCCCAACAAGAAGACAGUCUUGAUUUUCCACUGUGAGUUCAGUGUUAAGAGAGCGCCUACUUUCGCUAAACAUCUUCGUUCCAAGGAUCGCGCGUUGAACAACCACGUCUAUCCCAAGAUACACUACCCUGAAGUCUAUGUUUUGGAGGGCGGCUACAGUCGAUACUACCAGAACUCCACAGCUCGCUGCCAGCCCUGCGGCUACGUUAGAAUGGAUGAUCCACGCUAUGCGCAAUCACGCCGGGAGGACUUGGGCCAAUUCCGCAGGGGCAAGUUCGGCAGAACGAAGUCGUAUGCGUACGGCGAAGGCAAGCUUGUGAGCCACUUGUCGCAGUACGUCAAAAGGAACAGCGCUCCGAUCACCAACGCGGCUCCUCGGUUCGCCAAUGCCAACGCUGCUCGCUCGAAGCGCGGAGGACUCGCAAGUGGGCUGCACGUGCUUGCUGAGGAUCCAGCCGUUGGUCUGCAGAGCGAUGACGACGUCGACGUCGGGGAUAGUCCGUGUCCUCCUCCAAACAAGGGCGUGCCGUUCAGGGGCAAGAGACUCGGCCGUCUUGUUAGGGCGGAGACCUUUGAUGGCGGUCGCUUGUCCAAAUGAUGACACCAUAAUUCACAGGCUGUUCAUCGUCUUUCGCCUUCCAGUGUUUGAAUAUCGUCAAGUCCCUUCAAGCAACGUAAGAUCAGAAGAUCUCGUCCAGUUUUCCAUUUCGCCAGCCGUCCUACUUUCUACAGUUCAUGACUUUCAGCUUUUUCCCUCGCCAAACGUAUGGAUUCCGGUUCACUCCAUCCGCUGCCAGAAUGUUCACCAUCGCUAACCUCAACGAUCUACGUCGUCGCGCAAGCACACCAUCUA
This is a messenger RNA of Laetiporus sulphureus 93-53, 2828 nucleotides long. RefSeq lists its product as uncharacterized. Gene Ontology annotation, biological process: protein dephosphorylation; positive regulation of G2/MI transition of meiotic cell cycle; positive regulation of G2/M transition of mitotic cell cycle. Lineage: Eukaryota; Fungi; Basidiomycota; Agaricomycetes; Polyporales; Laetiporaceae. Gene Ontology annotation, molecular function: protein tyrosine phosphatase activity. Gene Ontology annotation, cellular component: cytoplasm; nucleus. Bases 123 to 2573 code for a protein of 816 amino acids. The record is from RefSeq and is a predicted model, not a curated record. The transcript is spliced from 4 exons.